GCGGCGAGGUCAGUUUUGGGUCCGUGGGCUUCGCGGCGGCGUCCCGAAGGCCUUUAGCUCCAUGGGCCGAAGCGCAGAGGCCGAGGCUGAAGGAUGCCAUUGGGAGAUACAGGGCGGGAAAGGCGUGUUGGUGAGAGGCCGGCAUGGAGCCGGCUCCUGCAGAAGGGGAGGCCGAGAGGAGAGCCGGGAGGAAGCCCGGGGCGAGUCCCGCGUCCACUGUGGGUUCAGUCCGCGGGGUAAAGGCAGCUGUUGUGUGACCGUGUGUGGCAGCGAGUAUAGGCAGCGUCCUCUGCAGACCUCGCAGGCCGGUCCCCGCAUCCGGCACUAUCCUAGGUCCUGAGCUCACGGCGAUUCUAGGGGCGAAGAUAAACAGGAAACACAUUAACCAUAAAAUAAUGUCAGACAGUAAGUGAUGUGAAGCGUAUAAAACAAGGGGAAGAGAGGCUUAUGGCAUGCUGAAGGGGUUUCAGGAGGAGGAGGAGCAGAGUCUGGAUUGUAAUAAGGUCUCCCAGGCGGCUGCCGAGCUUCAGCAGUACUGCAUGCAGAAUGCCUGCAAGGAUGCCCUGCUGGUCGGAGUUCCAGCGGGCAGCAACCCCUUCCGGGAGCCCAGGUCCUGUGCUUUACUCUGAAGACUGGAAAGAAGUUCGCUAAGGAAGCCUUCAGGCACAAAGUGAUGAAUGACUGCCUCCAAGUGUCACGAAAACAUUUUUCUCUAACGAAACGACUUACAUAUUCAGACCUUCCCUGCGGCCUGGUCCUAUAGCCAAAAUUCUACAGAAAUUGAUGAGUUUCAACUCAAAUUAGGAAACUGGGUGAAGGAGGAGACUUUUAAAUAAUAAUGGCCUGGUUUGUUUGGUGAAGUGCUUUAUACUUAAGACAAAAACCCUACCACCAAAUAUACAAAAAUGCACCUCUUUCAUAAGUGAAUUAUUGGUGUUUCUAGACCUGAAAUAUUAUGUAUGUUUUAUUUACUGAUGUUUACAUUUUGGGAAGGAAAACAUUUUUAUUAAAAAAUUUAAUACUUGUAAUUUGUUGUUCCUAAGAUUUUAACACCAUAACAAAAUGUGUCCUUUUCUCAUGAAUUUAUAAUUUCAAAAUGAAGGCAAGACAGUGUAAAAGUGGGGGAAAGAACAGACUUUAUUAAUCAAGUGAUGUCUUGAUUUUUGUGAGAAGAUUGUUUUAUUUUAACACUAAAUAUGGAAGCUGUUUCUUAGCAAACUUGUUUGGAAAGAUUAAUGUGUUGUGUAUUAGAUCUCCCCAUUUUGUGUAUGCCACAGAUCUGAUCUUUGUCUUCUUAAGUUCCUCUACUUCAUAGUUGUGGUUAUACUGUAAAAAAACACUACAUUAUCUCAUAGCUUUCAAAUGUUUAAAAUGUGACUUACAGAACACUGCAAAUGAUUAAAAGCAAAGCAAUGUGAAAAUCUUACAAGCUAAAUGGAUUCUUAAUGUCAUAAGUGUUUUACUUUGAUGAUGUGCCUUUGAUUUGAGACACUAAAAUGGAGACUUUAUUUGUGUUUGUAAUAAUUUUUGAAGAGCUUAGAAAUAAAGUUUCUGCUUAACUCAUUAUUUUCUAUGACAGCAA
Messenger RNA from Myotis lucifugus (little brown bat), 1582 nucleotides. Its product is annotated as guanine nucleotide-binding protein G(I)/G(S)/G(O) subunit gamma-10. The transcript is spliced from 3 exons. Bases 453 to 629 code for a protein of 58 amino acids. Lineage: Eukaryota; Metazoa; Chordata; Mammalia; Chiroptera; Vespertilionidae. Gene Ontology annotation, biological process: G protein-coupled receptor signaling pathway. The record is from RefSeq and is a predicted model, not a curated record. Gene Ontology annotation, cellular component: heterotrimeric G-protein complex. Gene Ontology annotation, molecular function: G-protein beta-subunit binding.